Molecule: messenger RNA, 3421 nt
Organism: Xenia sp. Carnegie-2017
Lineage: Eukaryota; Metazoa; Cnidaria; Anthozoa; Malacalcyonacea; Xeniidae
Exons: 37
Coding region: 56-2872 (938 amino acids)
Molecular function (GO): protein binding
Source: RefSeq, a predicted model, not a curated record
GUUACAGAGUUUUGAUGGGUUGACGCAGCAACAAAAGAUUACAAGAGUUGAAUGGAUGCUUAAAGAACUGCAGGAAACGAAAAUCAUAUCUUCCAGUUUUAAACUUGAUGCACAAAUGUUUUCUAUGAGAAGUUCAAGACAGGUUUUUGAACUUUUGUGGUGCCUCGUUUGUCACGAUAUCUGGUUUGUUUGGAGUAAAUCGAAUGAUUUACAGCAAACUAAAGCAAGAAGAAUACUUGGCACAGCAUUCUCGUGGGUUCCAUCAAAAUGUAUUGGUGACGAGGAAGUUGAGAAAAAAUUUUCUAAAAGCCAUGGUUACCCUGAGCCCGAUGCUUGCAUUCUGGAAAUGAUUAAUGCACAUUUAAAGAUGACGAGAGAAGGACGCAUGCUCAGUCGUGGAGUAAUGACUCUAGAUGAUCUAACGGACAGCAGGGUUUUGUGUGCGCUCGUAAAUUCUUUUGUUCCCGAAACAUUUACAACUGAAGUUCUUCUAAACGACAGAUGGACAGUCAACCUGGCUCUUCGUACGGCAAAUGAAUUUUUUAAAUCAUCGAGCUCAUUUGAUGCUUCAGAUCUUGCUCAGGCAGAUAUCAUGUCGGUUUGUUCUUACUUCGCAUUUUUCUUUAUGUGUGGUUAUAAACUUAGACAGUCUCGGGCAGCACUACAGAGAAUGAAUGAAUUGCUGUUGUGGAAGUUAGAAAUUAAAGAUGAUUUGGAAAAAAUGGAGGCGAAAAAGUUUGAAAAUGCUGUAUUAGAAGAAGCACUUAUUGAUUGCAAACAACAAAUUCAUGAUUUGGAACAGAAAUUUGAUCUCGGUGAAUGUUCUGAAUGGAUGAAAGAUAUAGCAGCUAUUCAAAAUAAUGUUCGAACAAUUGUAUCGAAAAGAAUACAAGAUAAAUACGACAUAAUUAGGGUACCAAGAAACAUGACAAUAAGUGACUUAACAGUUUCAUUGAUUAUCAAUUUAAGUCUCACCUCCGGUGUUGGUUAUUAUGAGUUGAGAACGAAAGAAGUUAUAUCAAGAGACAGAAAAAUAAUCCUUCAGAACACCCAAUCAGGCUUUAAUAUAUUUUUUGAUGCAACAGGUGAAUUCGUUGAUGACGUGGGUGAAAAUCAAAGCCUUCGAGCAUAUCUCGGCAUCAAGGACACUGUAGAUGAUAUUAACCCAAGAUCUUAUCCAGAUUACAAAAUAUUUGCUGCCAGCCCGUCUCGCAACAAAAUCUUAAAGGCUGGAUCCUUGUUUCUUUAUCAAAUAUUUCCUGGAAGUACUUUGCCUUGUCAAAGAUUGCUCUUUAAAGCUACAAAAUCAGCAGAGAUUGAUACAGUAAAGAAGCUAGUGACGUUUUUCCAGUCAGAUAAGAGCUUUAUCAACUCCAAAGAAAGUGGUUCUGGUAAUACAGCUUUACACCUGGCAUGUCGUCAUGGACAUUUUGAUCUUGUACAAUAUCUAUUGGAGCAUGGUGCACAUAUGGAUGCUUUAAACAACAUGAACUGUACGCCAUUCUUUGCCGCAGUUAGUGCAAAGCAACGAGAAGUAGCUGAGUUGCUGAUUGAAUGGGGUGCUAACAUCUUCAAGAAAAAUUCUUCCGGUAAAACUGCAUUUGAAAUCAUCAACAACGAAAUUUUCACGUCGGAGUUACUUGAAAAAGAUCGAAACAUGCGAUCAUUUGUAAGGCAAGUUGUGAACGGGGACAUUGAAAAACUAACCGAAGUCAUAGAGCAACAAUCUGUUGGAGGAAUGUCUUUUCGCAGUUUACGCAGCAGAUGUUUAAAAGGAAGCACUCUACUUCAUACAGCUACACAUUUUGGCGAAGGGUCUUUGGUCAAGAUUCUUUUGAAGGAGGGAGUGAAUAUCGAUUUACCAGACUAUAAAGGAGCAACUGCAUUACACCGGGUAAAGGAUAAAGACACGUUGAAGAUAUUAUUGGAGGCAGGAGCAAAUAUUGAUGCAGUGGAUGAUGAUGGUAACACACCACUUCAUGUUUUCUGCUAUGGGGAUCACAUCAAAGACGAUUUUCUUCAAUGUAUGGAAAGUUUAUUGAAUAAGAAGCCAUUGUUAACAGCAAGAAACCACAAGGGAAUGAUGGCGGUUCAUUAUUGUGCACUGCAUGGUCGAGUUGAUGUUGUUGAACUUUUGCUUGAAUAUGAUCAGGAAGGUCUGAUAAAGGAACAACUCAGUUUGAAAAAUAAGGAUUCGCCAUCGAUCCUUUUCUUGGCCUUGGCAAAUGAUCAAUUAGAUGUUGCAUGUUGGUUAAAUACGAACAAAUUUGCAUUUUAUCCUGACGAGGCUGAUCAACUCAUGCAAAAAAUCAUUUUCGGUGAAAUGUCAUGCUCGAACUAUCUGUCCACGAUGCAAUUUUUACUAGACCACGGAGGAGAUCCUGGAUGUGUUGAUGCAGCAGGAAACACGCUUCUUCAUUAUGUUGCUGCUAAUCCUGAUCUCAGUGAGUUGUUGGAGAUGCUGGUAGAGAAGGAUGCCGACGUAAACGCCUUAAACACGGAUGCUAUGUCACCGCUGUUCUUUGCCGCAAAAAGUAGCUGCAUCUACAAUGCUAGUGUUUUGAUUGCAAAUGGUGCUGAUAUUAAGCUAAAAAACUACCAAGGUUUAACAGCGCUAGAUUUCAUCACUGAUUUUGAAGAAUGGAAAAACUCUGGAUUUUUUAAUGAAGAAAUGAAGGCACGUCUAAAGGCAUACAGCUUGAAGCACUCCAAGGAUCUUGUGAGAGCUAUAUCAAUCAAAGUAAAAGGGACAGUCUCCGAUCAAAGAACCUGUUCUAGUUCCCAAAAUCCUAUGUCUUUGCGCUCCCAUAUCCAGCAUGCGCAGAAAGAUCUAGAGCACAUCAGUUUUCCGAGGCAAAUAUCAUUUAGAUGACAACUCGCAAUAUCAGGAAACAUUUAGCAGUUCUACGCAUCCCACCCUUCCCCAACAUUACGAAAUUGUCAGCGGUUGGUGUUAACGUUCAUACAUAUUUCAUGACGUCAUCACUUGACCGAAAUCACGAUAUCCAUCGAUAAUUGAGUGAAUUUCAUUGCAGUGUCAAUAAGGUAGAUUGAGUUAGAGACUGACGGGCUACUAAAAAAGUUUUUAAACGGCUUUAUCUCUUGAAAGUUCACAAAUAAUUUUUUUUAAUAAGAUGUUUUAAAUUCGUUCUCACAUUAAUUACUUUUUCAUUGAAAAAGGUCAACGUAUACACAAAGUAUAGAAUGUAUAAAAGUUGAUGGAUAGCUAUCGAUGUUAUAUACAACUUCGUGUAAAUAGCAACUAAAAUUUAUUUAAGUACAAAAUAAAACAUUUUUCAAAUAUAUUGUAGACAUCUCGUUUUCUUGAUAUUCAACAUGAGAAACAAGAGUUUUGAUACAGAGACAGCUUCUCAUCUUGAAUAUCAAGAAAAUGGAAUGCCUACAUUCGGAAUUUACUUUA